Molecule: messenger RNA, 495 nt
Organism: Suillus subalutaceus
Lineage: Eukaryota; Fungi; Basidiomycota; Agaricomycetes; Boletales; Suillaceae
Product: major facilitator superfamily domain-containing protein
Exons: 4
Coding region: 1-495 (164 amino acids)
Biological process (GO): transmembrane transport
Molecular function (GO): transmembrane transporter activity
Source: RefSeq, a predicted model, not a curated record
AUGAUAGCACUCCAAGAUGACGAGGAGACUCCUCUUCUCCAACGGCCAGAGCAGCGGAUGGCCCGAACUUCACCUCUGCCAUGGGAUCAAUUCUGGAUCAUAUUGUUCUUGCAGUUUUCAGAUUCGCUUGUUUUCAGACCCUUGCUCCAUUUACCCCUCAAAGACAUCGGCGUGACUAACGGAGACGAAUCCCAGGUUGGACACUAUGUCGGCAUCCUGCAAUCGUCGUAUUAUACGGCUCAAGCACUGACUAUCUUCCAUUGGAGUCAACUAUCUGAUCACAUUGGGCGGAAGCCAGUGAUACUGACCGCUUUAUUCGCCAUAUCGAUUUCGAUGUUCUCGUUCGGACUGUCGAAAAAUUUUGUCCAUCUGGUGAUCAGCCGUGCUUUCUGUGGGGCAUUCAAUGGGAGUAAUGGGGUCAUCAAAAGCAUGGUGAUGGACAUCACUGACACAACCAACUUGCCGAAGGCAUACAGCUAUAUGCCGCUCCCAUAG